This is a messenger RNA of Polypterus senegalus (gray bichir), 2653 nucleotides long. RefSeq names its product RNA pseudouridine synthase D4 (gene rpusd4). The coding region runs from base 44 to 1177 and encodes 377 amino acids. The transcript has 7 exons. The record is from RefSeq and is a predicted model, not a curated record. NCBI's taxonomy places the organism in Eukaryota, Metazoa, Chordata, Cladistia, Polypteriformes, Polypteridae. Gene Ontology annotation, molecular function: RNA binding; pseudouridine synthase activity. Gene Ontology annotation, biological process: pseudouridine synthesis.
CGUUUGUCUUGUUAAUAAAGUUAUUGAAAGCUAGAUUUUCAAGAUGGCGGCGCCCGUCUGUCGAAACGCGCGCCCGGUGCUCCCGCGCUGGUCGGCGCUCUCCACACGUUUUCGCGGUUUUUCGUCGCGUCCCGCUCGCACACCAGUGAGGCCGGUGGAGAGCGCGGACGGCACCGGUGGUGGACUGAAAGCGGAGGAUUUAGCCGAGAAGAUACGCAGGGAAAAGCGAGAUGCAGCGGUGGAAAAGAAGCAGCAACAGCAGGUCCCCACCUCCCCUCUUCAGGAGCGUGUACGGGAGCUGAAAAAGUUGAGUGGCCAGCUGCAGCAAGUCCACCCCAAUGUCCUGGCCAAAGUGCUGAAGCAGGGGCUUUUGUUUGAAAAUGAGAAUCUCAUUGUGGUGAACAAGCCCUAUGGCGUCCCAAUGGAUGGUGGCCCUAAUGUGAAGAACAACAUAGCUGACAUCUUACCCACUCUUGCAAAGAUGCUUGGAGGGAUGCGAGCAGAGCCCCUGCACAUAUGCCAUAGAUUGGACAAGGAGACGACAGGUGCCUUUGUGCUGGCCAAAAGUCAGGGGGCUGCAGAAUGUAUACGCAAACUUUUGAAAACCCACCAACUGGAGAGAAAAUACUGGGCUGUGACUGUCGGGGUACCUGUUCCUUCAGAAGGAGUGAUUGACAUCCCAAUUGUGGAGAAGGAAAUUGCCGGACCUCAACCUCACUUUAAGAUGGCCCUGUCUCCUCUCUACAGACUGAAUGAGGAAUCUGACAAAAUGACUCGAAUUCGACCUGCACAGGGUGCUCAGAGUGCUGUGACACGAUAUGGCGUCUUGAGCAGCACAGGCAACAGCGCACUGCUGGAGGUGCAGCCAGUCACAGGUGUGAAGCAUCAGAUCCGCGUCCACAUGGCCUAUGGCCUGGGUUGCCAGAUUCUGGGAGACCACAAAUAUGCCCAUUGGAAUAAAUUAGCGCCUCAGAAACUUCCAGAAAGGAUGCUACAGAAGCUGGGACUGGAACAAGCCAAAGUACGUCAUCUGCCUCUUCACCUACAUUUACGCCAGUUGAUUUUACCAGGGGUCGAAGGCCAGGAGGAGAUCCGUGUAAUUUGCCCACUGCCAAAGUUUUUCUUUGGAUCAUUGAAGAAGCUGAAAAUCAAAUUACCAGACAAAGACAAAAAGUGAGGAAAUGGACCACUGCCAGGUGAGCGGAAGUUGAACAUCUAGGGUGUAGGCCUUGGACAUGCAGGCUGAAGUAAGUUGGAGUGCCUCAGAUUCUGUGCUUCUCUGUUUAUUUAAUGGUCCUGCACACCACACAUAUUCACAGAUGUUUCAAGGAGCUCAGACAACAUCUGGAGUCCAGCCUACCAAAUACCAGAGACUUAUGUUAAGCAGACAUUCUUCAUGUUGAAUGAAAUAUGUUAUUUCAAUGUAGAGUUGUGCUACAUGGGACAAAUACAUGUUAGUUUCGAUUCCUAAAAAAUAAGGGGCAAUACUUAGGCAGCUUUUUAUUAUGAGCCUUAUAAUGAUAGAAAUGCUGAUACAAACAUUGUCUGUGAAUUAAAUGGUUAUUCUAAAACUUGUUAAGACAACUUCAAGGGCUGCUGGAGGUUUUGUGUUUCACAUUCUCCACUCCUAAAGGGUUUACUCUCUGGUUGGCUUCUGAGUAUUGGUGUAGAGCCUGGAUGAAAGUCCUUUGUGUCGAAUUUUUAUCUUUUAAAAACCACAUUGGGCCCUAUAUCCAAGCUAAUGUUCCUGGUUGGCCUGCUUGUAAAAUCCACUGUAGGCCCUGGCUCCAAGCCCAUUGUCAAAAUGACCACCUUCUAAAUACUGGUACCGAUCCUGACUGCAACUCCAUUGUCCUGACUAGAAAUUGACCAAAGAUUAGAUAGGCCGUGCUUUCAAGCCUGUUGACAUAAUUAGUCAUCUUCUGGAUACUGGUACAGGCAUCAAAUACAAACCAUUGUGCUGAAUUGCCACCUUACGAACAUCACUACAGGUCCUGCCUCCAGACCUUUUAUCUUGAUUGACCAGCUUCUGAAAUGGUUUAGGCCAUAAAUCCAAGCCCGUUUGUGCAAGUUGGUCAACUUCUAAAGACUGGUACAGGAUCUGUUUUGAGCAGCUUCCAAAGCCCUUCCCUUCAGAUCCAUUUCCCUAAUUGGUCAGCCUCUGAACAUCUUUGAACCUGUGAUCCUGACCAAUGUGACUUCCUUCAACGAGGCUCUGUCAUAUGUUCGACAAGGUAAUUUUAUUUCUGUGGCCUCUAGGGCACAACAUUGUUUAUUUGUGCCUAUUUUUUUGACUUUUCACUUUAUGGGGCCUGGUUAAUUCUCAAUAAAUACAUCUUUCUGUUGUUUUUGUAUAUUUUAAUUAUUCACACCAAUAAGUGGAGCAUGUUUUCCAGCAAUUGUUUUAGUAACUUCAGUCAGAUUCAUGGGAUGAGUUAUCAGAUUAACUUUUCAGUGACGGACUCACAUUUGUGAGCUUAUUUUUGCAAUAUAAUGGAUCCCAGUAGUAAACUCAUAGAAGGCAAUGCGGUGUUAAGUUUGAAUUGAUUCAGUGCAUAAUAUUUAAGUCUCCCCUUUAGACUGUUAAUGAAGUCAGUUUAAAUCCAAACAGCCUAUAGAUAAAAUAAUAAAUUGUUCUUUUAAGUUUUCCUAA